Oreochromis aureus is the source of this 1033-nucleotide messenger RNA. RefSeq names its product female protein-like. Lineage: Eukaryota; Metazoa; Chordata; Actinopteri; Cichliformes; Cichlidae. The coding region runs from base 65 to 739 and encodes 224 amino acids. The transcript has 5 exons. The record is from RefSeq and is a predicted model, not a curated record.
GACCCAGAGUAUAGAAGGCACUUUCCUACACUGUUGCACAAAGAGUCCUGACACUGUAUCCAAGAUGCUGCUGGUGCUUCUACUGGUGAUGCUGACAUCGUGCACUGCCAUUCCUCAAAAUUUGGCAAAUAAAAUAUUCACCUUCCCAGAAGGAACCAGCACAGCUCAUGUGAGGGUGACUACAUCAAGACAAGAUCUGAGAGCUGUAACCGUGUGUUUCAGGUCCUUUACUGAUCUCAAUAGAGACCAUUCCUUGUUCUCUCUGGCUACACCCUCUGCUAUCAAUAACUUCCUGAUAUUCAAGAAAGCUGCAAAUGGCUUAUUUGACCUGUGGGCCAGGAACAAAGCGAAUAACGUUGAAGGGAUUGCCUACAAGUUGAACACAUGGCAUUCUAUUUGUUCCACGUGGGACUCUACCUCUGGACUCAUGCAGCUGUGGGUCGAUGGAGUCCCCUCAAGUAGAAAAUUUACCAGCUCUGGAUCCAACAUCAAUGGACCCAUUAUCAUUGUCUUAGGACAGGAACAGGAUACCCAUGGUGGGGGAUUUGACAUCAAACAGUCCUUUGUUGGCAUGAUGUCCGAUGUCCACAUGUGGGACCACACCCUUUCCCCCUGUGAGAUCCAGAACUACUCGAAUAAUCGGAGCUUCACGCCAGGCAAUGUGCUGAACUGGAAUGCGUUUGAGUUUCAGAUUGUUGGAAGAGUGCUGAUAGAAAACAAACAAGAGUUGUGUCAAUAAGAAAGAAUUCUGAAUUCUUAUAAGAUUUUAAAAAUCAAUAUCUGAAGUUGGAUUUUAUGUUUAAGUCAAAGGUUUAAAUUUUAAUUUUCUGAAAAAGUACAAAAACUGUCUGUACUGUCUAUGUGUUGCAAUGUAAAUGUAUAUAUCUAAAAUCAAGUCUGGUUUUUUUUUAAGAAUUUUUACUUUUCUACACUUUUUCUUUGUUUUUUCUGUUUGUCUGAUAAUGUUUGGCGUAACUCUACUGUUUCUUUGAUCUUUUUGUUGUAUUGUUAGUGUUGCAUUAUUGAUGUAAAA